Molecule: messenger RNA, 459 nt
Organism: Penaeus monodon (black tiger shrimp)
Lineage: Eukaryota; Metazoa; Arthropoda; Malacostraca; Decapoda; Penaeidae
Product: apolipoprotein A-I-like
Exons: 2
Coding region: 1-459 (152 amino acids)
Source: RefSeq, a predicted model, not a curated record
AUGAAAGAGGAGACGGAGCGAUGGGCCAUUACGCAAUGUGAAAAGGACGAAGCAAAUGGCCAAUCGACCCCGGAGGAUGGGGAAGCCAGGGAGAAGCUAAAACCGGAGGAUGGGGAAGCCAGGGAGAAGCUAAAACCGGAGGAUGGGGAAGCCAGGGAGAAACUAAAACCGGAGGAUGGGGAAGCCAAGGAGAAACUAAAACCGGAGGAUGGGGAAGCCAGGGAGAAACUAAAACCGGAGGAUGGGGAAGCCAGGGAGAAGCUAAAACCGGAGGAUGGGGAAGCCAGGGAGAAGCUAAAACCGGAGGAUGGGGAAGCCAGGGAGAAGCUAAAACCGGAGGAUGGGGAAGCCAGGGAGAAGCUAAAACCGGAGGAUGGGGAAGCCAGGGAGAAACUAAAACCGGCGGAUGGGGAAGCCAUGGAGAAACUAAAAAUCCAGAAUCGCAGCUUUUUCAACUGA